GCGGCCGCCUUUGUGGAGCCGGGACCUGCUCUCCUUUCUCCUUCGAGCAGAAGAGGAGCUAGCGAGGAGAUUAACAAAAAGAACCACCAAGCUCGAGUUAAUGUUUGAGAAGUUCGGGUGCUGGAGAGUCUGGAAUUUUGGCUUCUUGGAGAAACAGUAGAAAAUGCAAAACGAAAUAAUAAAGCCUGCUAAAUACUUCUCAGAAGUGGAGAAGAGUGUGCUGCUUGCAUUAGUUGAAAAAUACAAAUACGUGCUUGAAUGUAAAAAAAGUGAUGCAAGAACUAUUGCUCUGAAGCAACGCACCUGGCAAGCACUAGCUCAUGAAUAUAAUUCACAGCCCAGUGUAUCACUACGAGACUUCAAACAGUUAAAGAAAUGCUGGGAAAAUAUCAAGGCACGGACAAAAAAGAUAAUGGCACAUGAAAGGCGGGAGAAGGUAAAAAGAAGUAUUAGUCCACUUAUAAAUACUCACAUCGUAGGGAAAGAGAAGAUUGCCAGCAUAAUGCCUGAGCAAAUGUACUUUUUGCAGAGCCCACCAGAAGAAGACUCUGAAUAUCAGCCUGAUGCUUCUAGUCAAGAGUCAUUUGUUGUGUCAAACAGAGAACUUUGUGAUGAAGACAAAGAGCUGGUACAUUUUCCAGUAUGCGAAGGUACCUCCCAGCCUGAGCCUUCGUGUUCUGAUGUCAGAAUAGCAGCAGAUAAGAACUACAGAAGUAAAGCAUCUCAGGAAAGUGCUCUGAAAAAGAUGCAUGAGGAAGAACAUCAUCAGCAAAUGUCGAUUUUGCAACUCCAGUUAAUCCAAAUGAAUGAAGUUCAUGUGGCAAAGAUACAGCAAAUAGAAAGAGAGUGUGAGAUGGCUGAAGAGGAACACAGGAUAAAAAUGGAAGUGCUAAAUAAAAAGAAAAUGUAUUGGGAGAGAAAACUGCAGACCAUUACAAAAGAAUGGCCUGUAUCAUCCUAUAACAGACCCUUUCCUAAUUCACCUUAGAACACAGAAGGGCAGAGAGUCAGUCUGAUUUAGCACAUUUAUGAGUAACACGCACUGGAAAGAGGGUUUUCUACUGUGAAUGUACAGUGACAGGAUAGGUGCCUGGCUGAUAGUGAACACACUAUGACUCGUAAUGUUUAGAGAAACAGUGGUAUAGUUCACCAAGAGGAAAGCUCUAGUGUUCAUUUGUAGGUAGUUCUGAUUUGUUUAACUCACAGACAUGCACAGUGCUCUAAAAUGUGAACGUAUUUUCCCCUCUCAGAACACCCUUGAUUCCUGUGAAAUUUAAGGUACUCCGGAUAUUCUUUCAUUGGGUGUUCUUAAGAAAACUUAACAGCUUUAAACAUCGGGCUGUAGCAUUUGUUUUGAUUUCUAUCUCUUCCUAUCUGCCAUUUCCUGAAUGAAGGCAAGGCUAGGAAUUGCUCUCUGCUAUUGAGACAAAAGAUGAUUGACAGCUAUUAGCUGGAUCAUUGCUGAGGCUUAGGGAAAACCAACUAGUUAAUACAGUCCAUAACUUAUUCUUUAUAGAAGACGUGAAAAUGAAGAGGGCCACUGUAGUAACAGCCCUCUCCUUCUGAAGAACAGUAAUAUUUCCCAGCUGUCUGGCUGACUGAGAGAACCAUUGUGGAAUGGCCAUCCAGUUGUUUUAGCCUUGACACUUGAGAUGUUAAAAAGAAGGCAACUUCUUCCUCAAAAGUCACUGUGCUUGUUCUUUCAUUUCCAGGCCCAUCUUGUAUUGAAGUAGAAUACCCAAACAGGAGGGUCAAAUGCUGCUGCCAGCACUGUGUGCUGUUCACCUGAAGUCACUCUAAGGGGAAGAGCUUUUUAAGAAUUCAUAAAGCUCUCAAAAUGCAGUGAGCCAGCAAGUCCAUUGGCAAUGUCUCCCUCUAUCUUCCUAUGCAAUACUUGAUGGUGUAGCAGCUAGCCUGAUUAUUUCUCCAUAACUAGAAGAAAAAACUAAGACUCACCCUCUCUUCCUUCUCAUAGGGUGGGAAGCAGUUUAAGGGAAUCAUUCCUGUCUUGAAGCACUGUUCUGAUUUGUUAUGUUCUGUCCUGUGCGUUAUGGUGGUGUGUUUCUUGCCUUUGCUGUCAGUGAAGGGUGAUGGACAUGAUUUGUAUGAAGGCAUUCACAUGAAGGUCCCCACAGAUUUUGGACGUCCAGAAUAGUAGAUAGUAGGAAAGCACAAAUAAAGAUAAUCUUUACCCUGG
This is a messenger RNA of Sturnus vulgaris (Common starling), 2197 nucleotides long. RefSeq names its product Myb/SANT DNA binding domain containing 3 (gene MSANTD3). NCBI's taxonomy places the organism in Eukaryota, Metazoa, Chordata, Aves, Passeriformes, Sturnidae. The record is from RefSeq and is a predicted model, not a curated record.